UCCCACACAUAAUGAAUGAUGACAGUUUGUGUAUGGAUAUGGCUGCGUUUAUCACUCUGUAUCGAGUUACUGUCGCGACACUAUAUUAGUUGGCCGUGUCAUAAGGUCUAGUUAGUUCUCUCUGUCAUAGAUGUCCUCGAAAAUAGACUGUUGAAACUUUGUACACGGUACAGACAAUUUUGUAUCAAAUCUAAUUGAAAGGUUGAUCCGGAGAGCCUAGUGUGACCUACUGAGAUAGCCAUGGAAGGAUACGAUGCCAAGUUUGAACCAUCUCUCAACAAGAGAUUGGAGUGUCCUAUCUGUCUGUUAGCCUUGCGAGAGCCCAUGCAGACACCUUGCGGACACCGAUUCUGCUCCCCUUGUAUUACACGAGCUCUUGGUGAGACUGGCAAGAGAUGCCCAGUGGACAACAUGGCAGUGGAGCAUCAGCAACUCUUCAAGGACAACUUUGCCAAGAGAGAGGUGCUCUGUCUCAACGUGUUGUGCUCAGCUAAUGAACACGGCUGCUCUUGGCACGGGGAACUGAGAGACUUACAGAGUCACUCGCAGCUGUGUGAGCUGAUACAUAUAGAGUGUCCUCACCAAUGUGGCCAUUCUGCUCAGAGGAAGUUCAUAUCCUCCCACCUUCUCUCCUGCCUCAACAAGCCGCAGCUUUGCCCUCAGUGCAGUGUUGCUUUUAUCCUGAACAAGUUGGAGGAACAUCGCUUACACUGCUCCAAGCUCAAGGUCCCUAAGUCUAUCCUCAGUGAUAUUUCAGUGGCCAACGAGGUGCUCAAAUGGACUGGCCACAUCAAACUAAAGAUAAAUAAACACCAAGGGACUGCCCCUAACUUUCCCUUCACUGGCUACCUCACGGCCAAGGAUGAGACUCAGGAGUCCUACAUGUACACUGGAAACUGGUGCAGCCAACUGAAUGUGAUGACACUCAACUCGGGAGCAGCCCAGGUGUUCCAGGACACUCUCAAGAGCCCUGAGGUUGUCUCCUACCACUAUUUCUUCCAGUUCCUGGUCAAGGAGAGGAGCAACGUCUUUGUCAACUUGCUUAAGGGGAAGUCAGGAGACCAGGGUGCUGCAGUGGGCCUGCAUCUGAAGAGCAGUAAUAGUCGACAAGACCUCACUGUUCUAUACUUCCACUGGAGUGAGUCAAAGAAGAGAGUUCUGGCCACAGUUGCUGACCUCAGCAGUCACACAGUCCGUCAGAUCCACGCAAAGCUCCAGUCUCUACAGCAAAAUUCUCGCAGGGGAAGGAAUUCUGGCUCUCACUCUCGAGGUGGUCAAUCAUCUCGCUCUCACCCCCCAUCAAUGGCCGACCACCGUCAACACCACCAGUACCACCAUCGAGGCGUCUCCAUCAGAAACGCCCCACACCCUCACAUGCACCACCAGCUCCACGCACCACCGACCACCAUCCUACCACACCUCCUCUCAUGGCAGACGUCACAGAGCUUUAACACAUACCCAUGGGGGGUCCAAAACAGUGUCCCUUUCUUCACGUUCCCCUCAACCCCCCCACAAUAUCUACCGGCCAAUUCGUACCCCUACACUUUUGCCCCCCUCCCCGCCGCUCCGUUCUCCAUGCAACCUGUCGUCACACAUGGUCUCCCCAUCCCAAUGACUAAUGAGCACGUCCCCGUCGCCGUUACCCUUGGCAACCCGAACCCCAGUGCCGUGGUCAGUGUGAAUGUCAUCCAACAACCAGUAAUACAUGGACCAACGCAAGAUUCGGCUCCCAAUCAGGAUCUCAUUAUUCACAGCCUCGGCCCCACCCACCAGCACUUUCAAACCGCACAUGUCGCUCCCAUGCCUCUGGUUCAUACUGAGCGGGGGGUGAUUCAAAACAGACCGUCUGUGGCUCUUCCGCCGGCUCACCUGAUCUCCUUGGAACAGCCUGCUGGUAUGAACAUUGGAAUGGCUAUGAGUCAACCUACAGUGAAUAGUAAUGCUGACUCAACAAGAAUGUGGGUGCAGUCGGACAAUGGACCAGGACCAUCGAAUCGUCGGCAGCUUAUUGCUCAUUCUGACAGCAGUGGCUCCGUAUCGAGCUCUCCUCGCGAUAGCCUCUCCCCCAUGUUCUACCAGGAUAGUGACACACUGGACACUCCCCCGAUGAUGGAGUCACCACAGGUCAUUUUCCAGGGGAUAUCAUCACAACAUGACUCCUCUAGCAGCUCAAAUGGCUCUCCACUGCGAACGCUGGCAACAGCUGCUUUGGGACUUGUUGAUUCACCCACCAACGAAGCGGGUGGCCCUAUGACGUCAAACUUGUCCGAUAGGGGGGGACCCCUACGAUUACCCGUGCUGAUUAAUAUCUCUGACUCGGAAAUGGGCUCUAAUACGUCUUCUGUGAUUGACUUAACGUCUUCCCCGUCUGCACACAUCACACACAGCACACCGUCCGCGUCUAUGUCACCUGGAGCCAGCGGCAGCGGAGCUCCUCCAAUGCUUGUCCCAGUUAUACAUGAACGAGAAGUUAACAGUCGAAGAACUCUCACUUUUGACCAAGAUAAUGCACAACGAAGAUACGCCGAGCCCUCGUUGGCUAUCCCACCUGGAAGUAUCCUAGCAAAUGCGCCUCAAGCCAUGCUGAGGGGCGGUGUGCUCAACAGAGCUCAUCAUCCAUCCUCACACCCGUUAGUAGCGACUGUGGCUCGUCCCAACACUCUACCUCCGGGCAUGGCAGCCAUUCCCACUGGCAACAUGCAACUACUGGGCUGGCAGCCUACGUUUGAAGCCCCACCCAAUCAACCACACCCCCAGCCACCCCCUGACGUUUCAAUGGGUGGUCAUCUGAACAUCCUUGUUCCUCCGAGUGUGGUGUCUGGUCAGUCGUUCUCCCCUGCUGUGAUCCCCCACCAACCGUCCAGGGGGGAGUUCUGGGAGAGAGUCAUGCCAUCACUAGACAUGACACUGCAGAAUGGUGGGAUGGACCCUCGGUCCAACCAGUAGUGACUCCAUGGCCUCCUAUAGAAUGGACAAAUUCUUUCCUAGCCUACUACCCUCAUUCAAUAAUAAUAUUAUGUGAUCUCUCGUGCACUGUUUUUUUCUUUCAUCACAGUCAUGUUGUUUAAUUAAUAAUUGUUGCGUUUGUAAAGCAGGUUUGUGAUUACGUUCACUUUGAUAA
Halichondria panicea is the source of this 3121-nucleotide messenger RNA. RefSeq lists its product as uncharacterized. Bases 241 to 2946 code for a protein of 901 amino acids. Lineage: Eukaryota; Metazoa; Porifera; Demospongiae; Suberitida; Halichondriidae. Gene Ontology annotation, molecular function: tumor necrosis factor receptor binding; zinc ion binding; ubiquitin protein ligase activity. The transcript is spliced from 10 exons. Gene Ontology annotation, biological process: protein K63-linked ubiquitination; lipopolysaccharide-mediated signaling pathway; innate immune response. The record is from RefSeq and is a predicted model, not a curated record.